Molecule: messenger RNA, 4519 nt
Organism: Ctenopharyngodon idella (grass carp)
Lineage: Eukaryota; Metazoa; Chordata; Actinopteri; Cypriniformes; Xenocyprididae
Gene: stard5
Product: StAR-related lipid transfer (START) domain containing 5
Exons: 6
Coding region: 461-1090 (209 amino acids)
Molecular function (GO): lipid binding
Source: RefSeq, a predicted model, not a curated record
UUCCCAGAAUGCAACAUUUGUCUGACGAUCUCCAGACUGAGGAAGUGGCCUUUUUAAAAUUGUGAUGAUUUUGUGGCAAUAGACGGGUUAAUUGUCUUUGUUUUAUUAUUUUGAUCGCGCAUGUGUAAUUGAAGCGUGUCUUUGAUCACUAUUGAACUGUAUCGAUUAUUAUCUGUCGCAGUCACGAUAUGACAGUCACUCUUAUCAUCUGAAACUAAUGAAUGAACUGAAAACCUCUGUAUGUUACACGAGAAACUGGCGGAUUUAACUGUAGCUUCUGUUAGUUUAUGGAUAUUAGAUGUACUUGAAGAAAGAUCUCGGAAGAAUCGAAGGUAAACCGUGUCAUUUACACUGUUCAGAAGGUUGCAGCCGGUCGCUCGCGAUAUAACGCUGUGAAAACAUCUGCUGUUAGAGGACAAGUCAAUACGAUAUAAAAUAAAACUACACACGGUCCAUUGUCAUGGAUUAUAUACACACGGCCAGAUCAGUGGAAGAUCGUCUCUUGAGCUACAGAAAAGACGAGUCCGGAUGGAAAACAUGCAAGAAAACUAAUGAUGUUGUGGUGUACUGGAGACCAUCUUGUGAAUUCGCGGGAUAUGUGUAUAAGGGGGAGGGGAUUGUCAAUGGCAGUCCAGAGAAAGUGUGGGACUGCUUGAAACCUGAAAUCAAUGGACUUCGUGUAAAAUGGGAUGCGAAUAUAAAGAAGUUUGAGCUGCUUGAGCAGGUGUCUGCGGAUGUUUCGAUCUGCCGGACCGUCACGCCUUCGGCUGCUAUGGGCAUUAUAUCACCUCGAGAUUUUGUUGAUGUCAUUUCCAUUAAACGCUAUGAGGAUGGCACAGUGUCAUCAAACGCCACCAAUGUAAGCCAUCCAAACUGUCCUCCUCAACCCGGCUUUGUCAGAGGAUUCAACUACCCGUGUGGCUGCUUUUGUGUUCCAGUUCCUGGGGAACCAGGCAAAACACAGCUGUUCAGCUUUUUCCAGACGGAUCUUGGAGGUUUACUUCCACGUUCAGUCGUCGAAUCAUUUUUCCCCUCUAGUAUGGUAGAGUUUUACAGCAACCUGACCAAAGCUGUAAAAUCAAUGAAAUAGCACCAAUGACACUUUAGAGAAAAUGUCCCCCUUUAAUCUUAAAUGUGAAUAUUUUGAUAAUUUGACACACCUUGCAUUUAAUCAAGCUUUAGGUGGAAAGUGAAAUGACCUUAAUCCUGAUUCUUCCGAUAGCUACAGUACAAAUGUCCAAACACACUUGCACAUAGUCCGUUUUAUAGGUAUAGAGUACUGGAACAUUUGGUUUACCAUGUUAUUUCAUUAAUUCUAAAAACUAGUGAUUCAAAUGGGGAGCUAUUGCACAAACAAUAGACAUUUACACUUAUGCAUUUGGCAGAUGCUUUUAUCCAAAGUGACGUACUGUGACAUUUAUCAGUCAGUUUGUUUCAGGGGAAUUGAACCCAUGAUGUUGGUGUUGCUAGCAUCAUGCUCUGCCAGUCCAGCUAUUCCAUCAGGGUGAUUUUUUUUUGGGGUGCGAUCCUAUAAUGUAGCAUGAUGAUAAAUUUGAAAAUAAUUUCAUUCAAAUAUGGUUAAUUUUUUCAGACUUUACAGCUCCAUUGUAAAACCUAGUGGGACCUUGCUUUCUACUUUACGAUUUGUGUGUGUCAUACAAAUAGUGCUACGUGAAACAAAAGGGAGUCUCGACUCACAGUUGAUUUGAACAGAGUUUGGCAUUAAAGGAUUAGUUCACUUCAGAAUUAAAAUUUCCUGAUAAUUUACUCACCCCCAUGUCAUCCAAGAUGUUUAUCUUUCUUUCUUCAGUCGAAAGGAAAUUCGUUUUUGAGGAAAACAUUCCAGGAUAUUUCUCAAUAUAGUGGAUGUCCAAAUUGCAAAUUAGUGCAGCUUCAAAGAGCUCUACAUUACAUUACGUAAUCACAUUGGAAAGGUCAUGUGUGACGUAGGUGGAAAUACUGCAGUAGGGCCUUUUUUUGUAAAGGGCAUUUGACUUAGUCUUUGACUUGCUCGGUACUUCCACCUACGUCACGUGUGACUUUUCCAACGUGAUUAUGUAAUGCGUGGCGCAUUGCAGAGCAGUGCAAGAUGAGCAUUUGUGGCUAAAAAGUGGUUAAAUUUUUAUUUAUUUUUUUAUAAAAUGGCCGAUUGUUUCACUAGAUAAGACCCUUAUUCCUCGUCUGGGAUCAUGUAGAGCUCUUUGAAGCUGCACUGAAACUGACAUUUGAACCUUCAACCCGUUGAACCCCAGUGAAGUCCACUAUAUGGAGAAAAAUCCUGGAAUGUUUUCCUCAAAAACCUUCAUUUCUUUUCAACUGAAGAAAGAAAGACAUGAACAUCAUGGAUGACAUGGGGGUGAGGAAAUUAUCAGGAAAUUUGAAUUCUGAAGUGAACUAAUCCUUAACAUAGAGGUAUCUUAGAAGACAACACAAGGUUGCUGCUUACUUUUUGAAACUGCUGUCAGGAGCACACCUUUGAUGUCUGGCCUAAAUAGGCAGUUCUCUAGUUUUUGGAACAAAGCCUUAUUUUAAUAAGCUGUUUUUAGAAUCUCAGUCAAAUAUUUUAUGACAUGUAUCUGGGUUUAUUUGAAUAAUUGAGCUCCUGAUGGAUGCAUUUAUAUCACAAGUCUGGAUGUUAGAUAUGCUGAAACCUAGUAUUUCUAUAUUUGAAUAGUGAUGUUAUAGCGCAUAAAUGGCUUUUGAAAUUCAUUGUUUACUGACAGAUGAGUAUCUUCAGACAUAUUUGAAGAAAUGCAUUUGCUGCUCUUCUCAGUUAACAUAACUGAGAUUGUGUACUGUAUGUUUGAGGCUGUUAAAAGAAGGCCAGAACAAUCUUGACAGAAUUAUAAUGAGGCGUGUUAUUAUGUUAUGAUGCAACACUAAGGUUUAGCUGGUUAGCAUGACCCCAUUAGCCUCUGCUGGUGAUUCUGUAACCAGUAUAAAGCUUUUUUCUCCUUUGAUGGCCAUUCAAAAGAAUCCAUGGACUGCCAGCCGAGCAACUGCCAUUAAGAGAACUGGGAAUGCUAAUGGAUGAAUGGAAAAUAUUGUGUAUUAUUUCAUACAUCUCUUUGAAAGGAACAAAUUACGCAUGUGGAAUUCUGUGGAAUCAGAAUCAGAUUAAGAAUAACUGAAAUUCCAAUAGAUUUCCUGAAUUUGAAUUGAAGUGGAGAACAGGAUGCAGAAUUUGAAUUAAAGGAAGUUGAAUUAGACAAUUACCUGACUAAAAUUUAAAAUUAAAUGUAAAAUUUUUCUAUAUAUAUAAUUUAAUGAGAUUACAUAUUUAAUAAAUUAACUAUAACCGUAACUUUGUCUUAGACUAAUGAGUUCUUCUGUUGAUUGAAUGUGUUCAGUGUCUUUGAAUGUCAGUUGAGUAAAUUCCACUUCUUGUCAUUGGAAUUCAAAUUCUAUUCCAAUUUUAAAUUGUGUGGGGUGUGGCUAAUUCAAUUCAAAUUCUCGCUCGUAAAUCGAAAGGGAGUCGAUUCUUGAAUUCAGAAUUUUGCCCAAGCCUUCCAAAAAAGCAUGAAAAAAUACUUUUUUUUUUUUUUUUCCAUAGUUGUAGAAGAAAUUAAUACCAUUUUGGCUUUGCAUUUCUGCUUGUAAUCUAAUUUGCACAUGGACAAAGGGACUGUUUGAUGCUAUGUAUAUGACUAACCUCAGAGAGAACAGUGUUGUAUGUCUUGUUUGUUGACUCUUAUAUCUUUCAUUGCCGUUUGCUGUUUUGUGUCCAGCUGCACGAUUGUCCAUCCUGACAUACAUCUUAACCAGUCGGUGCUUUGUGUUUUUAUGCCUGUACGCCGUCAGUGAAACAACUGUGAACGCAUGCUCGUGGCCUGGAGAUGUGUUCUGUGCUUUUUCAAUUAUUUUUACGUACUGUAUAUGAGCAAUAUACUCUAGUGCAUUUUAGGAUUAUUUUGGGGAUCUAGAUUUUACAUCCGUUUUGCAAGGAGUGUGUGCUUGCCUUCAGUAGUAUUGUGCAAUAUUUUAAUAAAACACAGAUUUACAUUCCAUUAGGAAUCAGAGUGUGCCAUCUGACAAAUCGCUCCACUGUCAAGCCAGGGUUUUUGAUUCCAGAUUUUUCAUUUUGUUGAAGUCGACCAUUUUACUUCUGCGUAAAAUUAUGUAUUUUGAAUAUAACAUUUUGAUUAGUGGAAAUUUAUUUUAUAUCUAUCUGAAAUUGAUAGGAUUGUAAAAGUGGGCAGUACAAAUCAGAAUGCAGGCAAAUGAUUGUCAUUUUAGAGGCGGAGCAAGUUAGUACAUUUUGUGAAGAAAUUUCUUUUAUCUUUCUAAUCAAUCACACACUAUGAGUAUGCAUUAAAAUUGGGUCAGUUGUUAUUUCAUGUUGACUUCAAACAUGUUUUUCUCUGUUUUUGCUCAGUGCAGCUGCACUAUGGGACAUCUGUGUACUGUUUGUUAAUACCCAAAAAAAUAAGAAAAAAAAGAAAUUGCACUGUCAAACACAUUGCUUGAUUCUUCUUUUAGAUUCUGUUUUCAGAUAUUAAAAAUGAUUGAUGACCAUGUG